Molecule: messenger RNA, 7295 nt
Organism: Lineus longissimus
Lineage: Eukaryota; Metazoa; Nemertea; Pilidiophora; Heteronemertea; Lineidae
Exons: 15
Coding region: 619-3543 (974 amino acids)
Molecular function (GO): guanyl-nucleotide exchange factor activity
Source: RefSeq, a predicted model, not a curated record
CAUUGCUCGAUACCUGUUCUGCGAAGUGGAUGCAAUGUUUUCUUGUCUCGGAAUAACACGAUUUUGUGAUGAAUUGAUUCGUAAAAUGGAUUUAGUUAAAAACUCUUUGGAUAAACAACAUCAUCUGCCAUGUCUACCGAGUUCAAGAGUCCUACCUAGUUUGUUUACUUGACUUUCACAAUUCUUAUCUGGAGGUGUGGACUUCAUUCGUCUUGGUAUUUUGGUCAUCAGUGUGAGAAAUACCAGCACAGCAUUUAUCGGUGUGGUACUGCCAACAUCCUUGCUUCAGAUAUUUGCAGGAAUUUGCAAAAAGCUAUACCUCUCCAGUUUUGUAAACUGAAAAGUAUAGCAAAUGGUCAGAAGGGGCAGUGAUGUUAUGCCACCUUUCUGGACAUGGCAGGGCUUUGCCUCUGCUGUUGGACAUUUCUCUGGCUCUGGUUCUGGUUCUGCACCAGUAGCGACUCUGCUCAUUUUCCAGACUGGUGCUCAUUUACUUUUAAUAAGUUGAUUGGAAUUUGAACUGAAGUGUCAUGUUAUCUUAGAGAAACCAACCAAAACUCUGAGAUUAAAGCAGAACUUAGUUAUUCUUGACUCCUGGCUUCAUCAAAGGUAUCGGAAAUGUGUAAAGAAAUGUUGUGUUUGGACGAGUGGGACUUGGCCUCAGAUUUGACUGACUUGGUCAAGUCGACCGCAAGAAUUGCUUGGGAAGUGUACCAAAUCUUUCUUCUUUUCCUCGGUGUACAGUCAAGUGUUCAAAGAGAAAAUCCUAAAGUUUAUAAGCUUUUAAAUCAACUCCAGGAGCUGGUGAUAGAGAUGAAAGAUGCGUUCACCCUGGCUAUGGGUGAACUCUCCAAGAUUCAAUACAGCGAUAGGUUACUCGAGGAAAAGGUGGAAGCCAAUAAUGUGGAGAACAGAAAACAGGUGGCUGAUGUUGUUCAGAUGGUUCUGUCUCUAAAGACUGAUUUCAGUAGCGUAACAACUCAAAUCCAAGCUGUAAAUGAGAGCCAGCGAACCCUCCAGCAGCAAGUGGAGACUCUCCAGUCUGAGAGGGAGGUGCUGUUAGAGGAAGUUGCCAAGGUUGGGUCAGUCCAUGACUCAUUGAGGCACAAGUACCCAUCUCAAAAGACCCCCCUGAACAAUGAAGCCCAACUUUCCGUCCUGCUGGAGAAAGCCCAUGGGGGCUUCCAGACCCAUAUCAGUGACCAUGACAGUGGUGUGGCCAAUUGCCGUCCCGGUGACAUAUCUUCUUGCGGUGAGGCUACUCCCCCUACUGGUCAACCCUUAUCGCCGAUGAUGCAGUCGUAUAUCAACGGAUUACACAAUUCACAGGAUCUGCCGGAUGAGUAUGAUUCCGACGGCUCAAUUACUGCAGCAGCCAACAAAAGUAUAGACCUGAGUCGGACGCUGCAUGAUAAGUGUUUAGACGUAGAUGAAUCCAUAUCUAGUGAGGGGGAACCUAACUCUGCUGCCCUGUCUCGAACCCCUAAUGGUGCUACUGAUCAAGGUGCUCUUCAUAUUGAAAAUCCCAUCACGGCUCAGGUGACCAGUCCUCUCCAGUCACCCCUGACACGCAAACUGGCACCUCACGAACAGAUGAUCCAAGAUGGUCAGAGAUUAAGAGUUGCUCGAGAGUUGGUCGAGACUGAGAAAAAGUUCUGCAGUAAUCUGUGGACGAUCAUCGACUUCCUAGUUGAAGCUGUCAAGUCAUCGGGAACCGUUAGUGCCAGGGAUAUGAGUGUGUUGUUUCCUCCAAGUCUACCAUCCCUUUAUGAACUCCAUUCCUCAUUACUGCUGAAGAUGGAGGAUAGACUCGCCAGCUGGAAACUACAGGGAAUCCUUGGCGACAUCUUUGGAAGGAUCAGUGAUUCUAAUUCUGAUUUCUUCCCCCUGUACCAGUGUUACGUCAACGAAUUCCCCUCUGCCUUAGAAAUGAUACGGAAAUCUGCUAAACAUUCACAGAAGUUCAAGAAGCUAGUCAGGGACCUGCAGGGGCAUCCUGCCUGUCAGGGCCUAGACCUAGGGGCCUACUUGCUCACACCUAUUCAGAGACCACCAAGAUAUGUGCUUCUACUCAAACAAAUGCUCAAACACACCGAUCGUGAUCAUCCUGACUUCUAUUACCUCGAGUCAACUCUAAACCGACUGAAGAUGUUCCUAGACCAGCUGAAUAGUUCCAUGGAGACUGGCAUACCAAUGGCCCAGUACUCUUACCAAACUAAGAGAAAACCACCCCGUGCUCGGAGUGCCUCGGCAGCAAAUGGCAUUAGUAGUAGCUGCGAUGGUCUUAACUUCUCAAUGACAACCCGGGACAGCGGUGUGCACUCCCCGGAUGAGUCAUCAUACAUGAAUUCAACGAAUGCCAACGCGAAAAGGUUUUCCCUGUUUAAAAGGAGUUGGGAAAGAUUAUCAAUGAGCUUCUAUCCUCCAAAAUCCAAAGUCAAGCCUGUCCAGUACGACCCUCACGACGUGUCUUCAUCUAGUCUUCAGCAAUCCAAAAAGAUGUUCAGCUCAGCAAAUCAGCUUGACGGUGCUCCUCAACAGUCACAGGAUUCCAUGUUUUCACAUGGAGCGUUAACCAUGCCAUCACGUGGUGACCGCAAGAAGAAAAAGAAACUGAAACAGUUGCAAGAACGUACGGAAAAUUACGAGACUUCUGAACAUUCUGAUCAUCAUAGAUAUAGCCCUCAGUCAACUCCAGCACCGAUGGACCGAAGGGAAUCUCCAUCCGUCAAACUAGGUCAUUGGAAUGACGAACAAUUUAGCAGACGGAUUGAUUCAGAUAGUGAUAUCCCAGCAAAAGAUUCAAACUCGUCCCAUUAUGAGAGAGGUCAUUAUCGCCAGCCAAUCACCUCAGAUACUUCAAUGGAAUAUGACAUGUACAUGGACUCUUUUAAAAAUGGUGACUUAUCAGUUGCUUUGGCGAACAGACGGGAUCCGUUUGUUACCCAUUCCACACCGCGUGGACACCAUCAUCGCUCUCCACGACAUGACUUUGGCAUAUAUGGUGAUGAUGACAAUGACGUUUGUGACCACAGCACAUAUCAGCCAUCAAUACAAACAAAGGGAACACUCACGCGGAGAGUGCCCAAAUUGGGAAUAUCUGGUCGGUCGAAAAGCCAGGAAAACAUUUGUGAAGAAAGAAAUCACGCAAACCCGAUACCACAACCGCAGAACUUAAGCGGUCAACAUUUUAAAUCACGGCCGAAAAGUGCUUUAUCUAUGCCGUAUAUUCAUCCUCCGUCUGGUCAGAAACUCGUUGAACGCGCUUGGGAUGACAACAACUAUCGGUCAAGUAUGUCACAUGACACGAGUGAGAGUAGCCCGUGGAACGAUAGUGUCCUGAACGAUUCUACAUCUGGGAAUAGUACAGUGCUCGAGACUAGUCGCCGGAAGGAGUCCAAGAAAAAACGGAAGGAGCGGCAGCGGCCCAAUGAGUCAUUGUCCCGAACCUCAGAUAGCAAUAAGUCAAAGAAGCGCACCACACUGAAGGACUCAAUUAAACAGAUUUUUACGAGAAAAAGUACCAGUACCAUUAACCCAUGAUUAUCACCAUUUCUAUAGUAGUAAGUUUAACUAGGCUCAUGUUUGAAGUCCUUAUUUGCUUGAUUUUGCAUCAUUAUUUGCAUCGUUCAUUUUCAUUUGAUCACUACCAAACAUUCAAAUUUGAUAUUUUAUGGCCAUGCAUGACUCCCUGAGAUGAACAUUUUGUGUUAAUUCUGAGAUGAUCCCCAUUAACACAUGUACAAUUUUUUUUUGAGAACACCCAGAAUGUAGACCUUGCUCAUUGAGUCAUUAUCAUCCCAUUACAAUCAUUUCUGCAUCCUGUAUUUAUAUCCAGCAUGCAUUUCUCCCAAGCUUGUAUUAUUGUAACAAUAUGUAAAAAAUCAUCCAUGUUCAUUCCUUCUCUCUCCACCCAUGUUUUAAGUUCUGUUAUUAUUUCCAUAGCGAUGGCCUAAGCGAACUUGAGAGUAGUGAUACCUUUAGUCUGUAAGUUGUCACCGGUGUACAUACAUGUGCGUGAGGGUUAGACUAGAAUUCCAAUAGGUUUAUUGUGUGAGCUAUAUACUAAUUCUAGUUUUCUCCAAGAACAUGUAACAUCACUGACUGUCAUCAUUACCCUCACCGAAAAGCAGUGUGAUAUCAGUCAGGAUUCAGUCAGGUUGCAGUGUUACCUCACAUUUUUAUGGCAGUGUUGAAAUCAGUGGAAAGCAGUCAUAGGGAGUGUUUUUCAGUCACGCAAUACCAAAGCAUACAGUUAUACAGCAAUCAAAAAUAGAGGUUAGGGAGUCAUAAGCAGUGGUAAGACAGUCAAAAUCAGUGGUAAGGCAGUCAAAAGCAGUGCUCAUUUAAAUAUUUAGGCUGACUGAUUUCCACUGCUUUUGACACUGAAAAUGACUCCUCACUAUGCAUCAUGCACAGGGCUGGCAGUGGGGUUCAGUGUUAAUUUAAAUAUUUCGCAGCACACUGAAUCCACACUGAAACACCACUGAUUUUGACUGCCAUUUCCAAAACAUCUUGGAGGGAGCAGUCAUUUUCAGUGUUAAUAUGAAUAAUUUAUUUAAUGGCAUGCAGGCACGAACUGUUACUUUUGCUGUCCUAUUUUACUUUUUAGACGGUGUGUUUGCGUCCAAUAUGGCAGUGAUGACAUCAUCUGCACAAAUAGAGGACAUCGCCAUUGUAUGAUGACGUGACACAGUAAAAAGAUGACAAAUUCACAUCCUUGACCUACGUCAUUGCAAACUUUGUCAUAAUGACAGUGGUCAGAUGGGUUACUAGACAAUUGAAAUGACACAUGGCACAUAGCUACUGUCAGUGAUGUCAGGGAUUAAAGCUAGAUCAAAUUGACGUCCAAAUAAAGUAACUGCACACGGCCUGUAGAAUAAUGAUCUACUGAUUGAUGUGUAUUGAGCUCCCAUGCAGAUAAUUUGCAGUGUAUGCAUACAUUACAAUUAACACCUAUAGGGCCUACAGUAGAUGCAUGAAGAUACAUGUAGAUAUCUUGCAGUGUUGCAUGCAUUACAACACCUAUAGGGCCUACAGCCUUCUUGAUUUGCUGAAAAUACAACUUCAGUGUCUGUCCAGAUUACCCUUUUUGCAUUCAUUUGGCUCCUUAUGUGUUCCAAUUCAAACUGACUAAAACUCCCCUCUUCUCAUAUUGAAAUUCGGGUAAAUAUCGAGAAAUAUGAAGAGCUACCAUGAUUUCUUGAAUGUUUGACUAUCAAAUUCAAACUUAAUACUAGCUUCCUGUCUCAGGUUGCAUUAUGGGUGAUAUUUAACACUGAAUUUGACUGCAAUUACCACUGCUUUACACUGCCAUCAAGUCUUAAUCUCACCAGUCAUAAAGCAGUGGUUUUCAGUCAUGUUGAAAAUGCCACGGGUUUCGAUCAGAGUUGGAGAAGUGGAAAUCAGUGGUCUUUCAGUCAUAGGCAGUGUUUUUGAAAUACGUCGUUCAUAAUGAUAUGCAAGUGGCAGUGCUUUGCAGUGGUCUUUCAGUCAAAAUCAGUGGUUUUAAAACAUUAAGAAAAAAUGAUAUGCCUAAGACAGUCAUAUGCAGUGGGGGUUUCAGUCAAAAGCAGUGUGAUGCAGUCAUUUUCAGUGCACUGCCUUUCGGUGAGGGUAGACUCAUUCGGAUUUGAUAAUAUUUCUAACUAACUAAAAACUCAUCACAAAGAUGUGUUGGGUAGGUUUAAUAUUAGAUAGAUAGCAUUUAUUUUCGAGUGAAACAUAUUCACACCUGUCCAUCAUAACAGUCCUCAUGAGAAAUGAAAUCCCCAACAUCCUCCAAAUUAAAAACUAAUGCUCCGCAUUGACACGAAUGGUAGGGUUAGACUAAGAAAUUGACAACACAUGAAACAUUUCCAUCCCACCUGCUCUGUCAGAUAGCAAACUACUACACACCAAACCUGAAGCUCCUUUGAUGUAGAAAGUGUGUGUCAGCUACUGUCAUGACAUUUUGUAUUUUGUUUUUCUAGUUGCCGCUGCUAUUCCGCAUCUAGCUAUAGUACACAGUAUUAAUUUCAUGUAAAUUUACUGGUAGUCGCUUUCUCUGGGCUUGUUUUGAUUUAAAACUAGUAAAAGCUUUGGUAGAGGCCAUAUCAGAAAUGAAACAAGUCCAUUUCAUGCGCUAUACUACUCUUUUUAGCAUGACAUGAUUUUGAAUUGGCAUGCUUUAGCCUCUUUCCUUCUGUUUGUUACAUUUGUUGCAUUCCCUGUACUGCAGUUUUGAAAAAUUUUCACUUUGGGCAUGAGGAAAUCUGAGCAUGCAUCUGUAGCAGGUCAACAUAAACACACAUUUCAUGUCAACACUGAGGGGAUUAAACCUACUAACACGUGGCAAAUUAGUUCGACCUUGUUGCAUUCUCCCAGAUUUCUCUCUGAGAGGUUCUUUUUCCUAGAAUCUCUUUCUGAGAGCAUCUUUAUUCUAUUCUAGAGUUCCUCUGAGAGCAUCUUUAUUCAAACUAGAGUUCCUUAAAAAGAAUCUUUAAUCUAGAGUUUCUCGCAGAGCAUCUUUAUUCUAGAGUUCCUGAGAGCAUCUUUUCUCUAGAGUUACUCUGAGAGCAUCCUUCAUAUCCUUCUAGAUCCACUGUGUCCCACUCUCUCUCAAUGUCCAGGCUUGAUGUCUAUAAAAUAACAUAUGACACAAGUUCUGAGACAACCUCCGAUUCGUAAGUAUAGGAGCGAUGGUGUGGAUUUGACUUUUUAAGCUUGUUUCAUUUGGUUAGUGAUCAUGUUUUGUCUUUGGAAAUGAUUCUUUUCCACUCUGAGAUUGUGAAGUUAUGAUUGGAUCAACGGUAGAAGAGAUGUGUUUUGUGUGUUUGAUUUAACUUUCUUUGUGAAAGGGAUUUGUUACUGGUGCAAGGAAGGGACAAGAAGGUCAUGUUUUGAAGUUGUACCAUGCAGUGCUAGAAAUUUAGCACAUGAUAAAAUUCACAUAAGAAUACCAAAUCAUUUUAAGAUCAAAUUGAGAGAUGCUGGGCGGAAUUUUGCCUAAUCUUGAAUCUAGACAUCAUCUUAAGUUUGACACCAAGUGUACUUUCUAAGUGCAGGUGCAAGUUUCAAACCAAUUAGUUUUGAUGUUUUUCAGGUCAUUUUAUGAUUCAGCUCAACAACUGCAUAUAAUUUUUCAACUAUUUUUUCCUUCUGUUCUUCAGGGGAAGUCGUGUGAUUGAGUUAUCUGACUCGAGCCAGAAGGACUAUUGCAACGAAAGUUUAAACGCGAGUCAUUUAUUCCCAGGAGAAAAUGACCACGGUCGACGAAAAUCGUCGCUUGGAAAUUUAUCGCAACAGACACUUUC